AUGGAAGACUCAUCAACAAUGCCAAUCUGGGCAUCCAUGCUGGACCUCCCCCAAGAGAUCCUCGACAUCAUUACCCCUCUAAUCUCCCACAACGACUACCCAUCCUGUAUCCUCGUCAACCAUUACUGGUCCACUAUCUUUACACCCCUCCUCUGGAAAGUCGUCCGAGUGGGCGACAGGACCAUGCAAGAAUGCUUCGGGACCAGAGAAACCCGGAAUGCCCUGGCUCGGAAUUGUCAACAUAUCCGCGUCGUCGAAACCACAGACCCAGCCAUCGUCUACUUCCUUGCCUACUUAUCUCCAAUUACUAAACUCGACUCGUUGACUAUCCGCCUCAAGGACCAUCCCACCUCAUCUAUCCUCUUUUCGACCGCUAUGACUGUGACAGCCGCCACCACCACCACCACCACCACCACCACCACCACCACCACCACCACCGCUGUCGCCGCGAUGACCAACGACAACUCCAAGGGAACCUUGGACAUCCCAAGGUGUGCCUCUACGGUGAUUCGGAUCCUGCAGAAUAACCGUGAUCUGCGAUACCUGAGUCUGGACGUGGGCUGUUUCCGAUACGAGGAUGGAGGGGAGGCUAUGACGAAUUUGGUUUCGGUCUUUCCUACUGCCAAACUAGAGAAACUCGAGCUCUCGUUCCUCAACUCGGUCUCAUACGACAGGGAGCUUGGCGACGAGGGGAACGCUGAUACCGAGAAAUUGAUUGAGUACUACUUGGCCAAGCAUGAGCCUUUUCACGCCUUGAAGGAGGUCGUCAUCACUGGUGGAAGCCAGAACGAUAUGGAUAUCAACCGGUUGAUGUUCUUGUUCCGGUGCCAUAAUGUGGAGACUGUUCGACUGCAUCGUCUGGAUAGCAACGCUAUGAAGGCCUUACGGGUGUUCCUCAGGGCUGGAUGUCCCAAACUCGUCAACCUGGAGUGGAGAAAGGGCCUCCACGAUCCGGAGGAGUUUAUUGUAGGCCUGCUGAAAGCAUCUAGGCAGGGAUGGAGAGAAUUGCGACUGCCGGACAUGCCCGAGUUUGAUACCGACUCGUGGGAGGCACUGAUGGAGCACGUUGAGACGUUGGAGGUCCUUCGGAUAGAGAGCGCCGAACGCCUCCCGCCGAAUGGUAUGGUGGAUCUGCUAUGUUCGGCUAAGAGGCUGAGGCGCCUGGAGGGGAUCGCAGAUCGGCAGAGGAAGAGGUUUACUGUAGAGCCCAACGUAAAUGCGUGUGAAUCCUUCCUGGAGCACUAUAUAGACCACAUGGGGGAUCGAUCAUGGGUACUGGGGCCUUCAAUGGAGCAUCUCCAGCUUCAAAUUCAGUGUGUGCCCCGACCGGAUGUCCUGUACCGACAGAGCGGCGGCGAGCUGAUGUUUCGGCAGACAGGGCUGGAUCCAGCUCUAAGAGUGCCUGUCCAACAUUGGAUUUACAAUCAACUCGGCAGGAUGACAGGACUUCAGGAGCUCAUUGUUGGAUUGAUGGAUCUUAGCGAAAAGACGAUGGCGAGUCGUGGCGUGGAUCGGUCGAUGGACUCGGUUGCGUUGGAGGAGGCAUUGUUGGGGAAUGACCCACAUGUAUUCAAUUAUUUGUCGUUGGAGUUUUCGCUGGAGAGUGGGUUGAGUCUGUUGAGUGGGUUGAAGGAGAUGCGGAUGCUGGAUGUUCGGUCGACUGCUCAUUAUAUUGGGGUUGCGGAGCUGGAGUGGAUGCAUGUGAAUUGGCCCAUGCUGGAGACAAUCAGAGGGUUGGGGACGGAUUGGAGGUGGUCUGUUAAGUAUGCGGAGGGACCAGCUCGCAAGGCUGCUGUGGAAGCAUGGAUGGCUGCUCACCCCCUUGGUAUUGGGUCUUCUUUUUAUCCCAAGCCAAGCAAUUAG
This is a messenger RNA of Linnemannia hyalina, 1863 nucleotides long. The record is from the annotation of a GenBank genome assembly. Lineage: Eukaryota; Fungi; Mortierellomycota; Mortierellomycetes; Mortierellales; Mortierellaceae.